This is a messenger RNA of Labeo rohita (rohu), 2150 nucleotides long. RefSeq names its product solute carrier family 25 member 38a (gene slc25a38a). The record is from RefSeq and is a predicted model, not a curated record. Lineage: Eukaryota; Metazoa; Chordata; Actinopteri; Cypriniformes; Cyprinidae. Gene Ontology annotation, molecular function: glycine transmembrane transporter activity. The transcript is spliced from 8 exons. Bases 271 to 1134 code for a protein of 287 amino acids. Gene Ontology annotation, cellular component: mitochondrial inner membrane; mitochondrion. Gene Ontology annotation, biological process: glycine import into mitochondrion.
GUGGACCGCGCAAACAGUAGGACAGACAGCAGUGCUCUACUGGAUCGAUCAUCAUUUUUACUUUAAUACUCUUCGUUAUUCUUCUUCUUUUAUUAUUCUUAUUUCUAAGAUUCCUAAUCACGUGAAUAUUUUUAACUUUUGGAGCAACAUUUACAGAAAUCCCCAUUUUGUAGCCUGGAAUGAUCCUCAUGAACACCCGCCGCGGGUCAUAGAGUAAAAAGAGAAGCUGAGCUGCUCUGAAGAACAAACUUACUAAUCAUCUCAAACAUCAUGGAGUUCUCACUGGCUCAUCCAGCUGUGAAAGCAUUCAUGUGUGGCUCUCUGAGUGGGACGUGCUCCACGCUGCUCUUCCAGCCUCUGGACCUGGUGAAAACUCGUCUGCAGACCCUACAAAACAGCGUCCAACCCGGGUCGGGUCGGGUCGGCAUGGUCACGGUGUUUGUAAGUGUCCUGCGGACGGAGAAGCUCCUCGGACUGUGGAGAGGCGUUUCGCCUUCCUUUGUGCGCUGUAUUCCAGGAGUCGGCAUCUACUUCAGCACGUAUUUUACUCUAAAGCAGCGUUUUUUUGCUGAUGGGGCCCCAGGGCCCUUACAGGCCAUACUGCUGGGAGCUGGAGCAAGAUGCGUUGCGGGAGUCUGCAUGCUGCCUGUCACAGUCAUCAAAACACGCUUCGAGAGUGGCCGUUAUAAGUACAGCAGUGUGUUAGGAGCGCUGCAGAGUGUGUGUCGGACAGAGGGACCGAAGGCUUUGUUCUCAGGUUUGACAGCCACACUGCUUAGAGACGCACCUUUCUCUGGGAUAUACGUCAUGAUCUACAGCCAGGCCAAAUACACGCUGCCACAAGAGAUCAGUCAGUCGCCUUACGCUCCACUGGCAAACUUCAGCUGCGGGGUUCUGGCUGGUGUUCUGGCCUCCCUUGUAACUCAGCCAGCAGAUGUAGUGAAAACUCACGUUCAAGUGAGUCCAGACAUCUUCAGCAGGACAUCAGAUGUGGUGCGAUUCAUUUAUAAGGAGCACGGAUUGGUGGGUUUUUUCCGUGGUGCUGUUCCUCGCUCUCUCAGGAGAACCAUGAUGGCGGCGAUGGCGUGGACAGUGUACGAGCAGCUGAUGGCUCGGAUGGGCCUCAAAUCCUGAGACCGAUCAAAACUGCAUCACGUACUGAAGGAGAUCUUCACACGGGACGUCCAGUGGCUUACGGGCCUGUCUGAUGUUUUAGUGUUUGACCCCGAGAUCCUUGGUGAUGAGGUUCAUGUGGGGCAGAAAAUCUGAGUAAAUGCUGUUUGUUUAAAUGACCAUGAUCGGCGGUUCAACAAACUGUUCUGAGUCUCAAUGAACGUGCUGUAAACACAGAUGCGAACUUCAAAAUGCACUUUAAUAUGGCCUCUUGGCUUCUCUUGUCUGCUUAUGAGUAAAUAACAAUGCUUUUGUUGUGUUAGAAUAAAGUUUUUAUACUGUGUGAGCUUUAUGAGGUGAUAGUCAUUUACAAUCUUUUUGUUAUUUACAUACUUUUAAGCAUAAGAUUUUAUUCAAAGCAGUCACAUUAGCAAAAUUUUGUGGGCAAAAUAUCCACCUUGUUUUUCAAUGAGGAAGUAAACUGUUUUCUGGUAAUGUGCUGCAGUUAAUGGUAAAACCGUUUGCACUACAAACCACUGUGUUCAUAAUUAAGAUAAUACAUUAAAAUAAUAUGGUAAGACACACCAGUUUGCAAUAUUAAGCAGCAAAACGAGCUGUUUUGUACAGCUAAAAACGGAGCGGAUGAUACCAGAAGCCAGACAAAUGGCCGCGCCAUUUUUAUAUCUGUUUUUUCUUUUCUUUUCUUUUCUUUUCUUUUCUUUUCUUUUCUUUUCUUUUCUUUUUUUUACGCUAAAUCCGAGAAACAGACGUUUUUACAGUCUGUCAGUAUGUUCUGACCUGUUUGAGGGUCAUCCGCAGAAAUGAGAACUUUCUGAAUGACGGGAGCAUAAGGGCGAUGACCUCCAGCCACUUACGCAAAACCCUUCAAACAAGUCAAAGGAAAGUACACAAACCAUUACAAGACAACAGCGAUUACGUUUGAUGUGCUGAAAAUGUGUAAUGCUUUACAUGUGCUUCUGUGUUUGACAUGUUCAAUAUUUCGACAUAGACAAAACAAUAAAUAAUGUAAAAACUGC